Molecule: messenger RNA, 1779 nt
Organism: Brettanomyces bruxellensis
Lineage: Eukaryota; Fungi; Ascomycota; Pichiomycetes; Pichiales; Pichiaceae
Exons: 1
Coding region: 1-1779 (592 amino acids)
Cellular component (GO): ubiquitin ligase complex; cytoplasm
Molecular function (GO): protein binding
Source: RefSeq, a predicted model, not a curated record
AUGGAUAUAUGGGCUAAGGGGCAUUUUGCGAAGAAUUAUAAUCUGUCAAAGGAAUUUAGAGAACUAUGUACUGCAUGCAGGAAAGGUGAUAUAGAAUUAGCUGAUAAGUAUAUUGCGACGGGUAUUAAUUUAAAUCAAAUGGAUGAGUGGGAUUAUUCGCCUCUUAUUUUGGCUUCAAUAUGUGGACAUGAAAAUAUAGUAAAGCUUUUACUAGAAAAGGGAUGCAUUGUUAGUCGUGAUACGUUUGAAGGCUCACGGGCCAUUUACGGCGCCUUAAAUGAUUCUAUAAGGUCGAUUUUGCUUAGCUAUGAUAUUACUAAAGCCGUCGAUGUUACUCAACCAUUCGCAUCCCAUAUAACAGGCAUAUUGUUAAGGCCAAAAUUUGUUAGCUUUGAUGCUCUUCUUACUUUUCCUGAUCUGCCUAAGGAAAGCAUGAAAAUUCAUCGCUUUAUGCUAAUGGUGAUCUCAGAUUAUUUUUGGGAAAAGCUUUCAUCUAGUGACACAAAAGAUAGUUCCUUUUGCGUGAGUACACAAGAUAUACUCUGUAACCGGCAUAAUGUUCGGAGUUGGAAAUUUCUUGUGGACUAUAUUUAUUUAGUUCCAAAAUUAGAUCUUAAAGAUAUUGAUAUUGAUGAUCUUAUUUCCUUAGCAGAAGAUGUUCAUUUACCCGAUCUUGCAUCUGUAGUUAAGCGGAUAUAUGUGGCUAAUACUAUGGCCGAGAGAUCUAGGGUUAAAAAUCAGGUUCAACAGCAAAUAUGUUCUAUUGCUCGUGGGAAAUUGAAGCGAUUCGUAACUCAACAAAUAAUCCAACCAAUGAUCGUUCGAAAAAUUAAUGUAUCUUUGAAAAUAAACAAUGACGAUACUGUGAUAGAUAUAACUAAUAACGAUGCUUAUAAAAAUGUUCUUUCCCCGGAUGAAAAGAGACAUUUCAUAGAUAAAAACGGAGCGGACGUGAUCCUUUGUGUUGAGGUCGCAGAUCAUUACCUGUUUUACCCUGUUCAUCGUGCAAUCUUAUCUCGCUCAGAAUAUUUUGACACUCUUUUUAGGUCUUCUUUCGUGGAGACAUCUCUUUUUUUGGAUACAAUGCUCGAGGAUGAAGGUAUAAUUGAUAGGCAAUAUUUCUUGAAAAAUCCGAAUGCAAUUCCUGUUCUUUCUUUACCAGUUUCAUCUGUGACGCAGUGUAUAGAUGGGUUAUCAUCAGAAGAACUGCAAAUUAGGGGUAGCAAACUUGUGGAAAUAAUUUUGGACUUUCUUUAUUUUGACACAGUAGACAUCCCUACUGUUCUUGCAAUAGACACAUUGAUGUUAGCUGAUUCUCUUUUUAUUGAUAGGCUUAAGACUAUGGCUGCCAUUGCUAUUACUCAAAUAGACAAUUAUGAUGAAUGCGAGAUAUCAUUAUACGAUGUACUUCGAGUGUCAUGGAAGACGCGAGUCCAAAGGCUCGAAACACAUGUGGCCAAAAUUAUAAGUGCCAAUCUUUCUAAAUAUUUACACGAUCCGGAAUUUAAAGCUGUGAUUGAAGAAUCAGCUGGGAGGAUUGACGCACGAGAAGACUAUGAUACAAUCGAAUUAGUUGCUGAUAUUAAAUAUUAUCUUCGACGGAAAUAUCAUAUAGAUAACGAGGACGAAGGUCCGUUGAAUCCUAACUUGAAAUAUGUAGAAGACGAUGAAAACUACAAGCAAAGGAAAAAAAGAUAUGAAUCCGAAGUAUCCGCAUUAGACAAAGUGGUACAGAAUCUUGGACUGGAUACCGGAGAAUUUAACAAAGUUCCACUUUAA